This is a messenger RNA of Arvicanthis niloticus (Nile rat), 518 nucleotides long. The record is from RefSeq and is a predicted model, not a curated record. Lineage: Eukaryota; Metazoa; Chordata; Mammalia; Rodentia; Muridae.
AUGGCGAUGAAGACCAUGUGCAUGCUGAAGUGCAACUGUCCAGUGCAGGGCACCAUCCACUUCAAGCAGAAGGCAAGCAGUGAACCCGUUGUGGUGUCAGGACAAAUUACAGGAUCAACAGAAGGUGAGCAUGGGUUCCAUGUCCAUCAGUAUGGGGAUAAUACACAAGGCUGUACCAGUGCAGGACCUCAUAUUAAUCCUUACUCUAAGAAACAUGGCGGUCGAGCAGAUGAAGAGAGGCAUGUUGGAGACCUGGGCAAUGUGUCUGCUGGAAAGGAUGGUGUGGCCAAUAUGUCCACUGAAUAUCAUGUGAUCAAACUCUCAGGAGAGCAUUCCAUUAUUGGGCAUACAAUGGUGGUUUACCAGAAACAAGAUGACGUGGGCAAAUGUGGAAAUGAAGAAAGUACAAAGACUGGAAAUGCUGGAAGACACUUGGCUUGUGUGUGAUUGGGAUUGCCCAGUAAACAUUCCCUAUGUGGCCUGAGUCUAAAACUCAUUUGCUAUCCUGCUAAACUGUA